Scleropages formosus (Asian bonytongue) is the source of this 1716-nucleotide messenger RNA. Its product is annotated as protein mab-21-like 2. The record is from RefSeq and is a predicted model, not a curated record. NCBI's taxonomy places the organism in Eukaryota, Metazoa, Chordata, Actinopteri, Osteoglossiformes, Osteoglossidae. The transcript has a single exon. The coding region runs from base 421 to 1500 and encodes 359 amino acids.
GACCGUUCAUAAAGUAAAGUAGCAGGGCUGCUCCCAGCUGAGUGGCCGCGGCGGCGGGCAGCUCACGGCACUGCGCACUAGGACAAGCUCAAAAGCUCAGCGAUGACAGAUCGCCGCCACUUUCCCGUCUUUUGACACAUCCGAAGACGACAAAAACGCGACCCAGCGCGGCCCGUGACACGCCCAGAGCAGAGGUCCGCACGCAGUGCUUCGCGUGCAUCCGCAGAUGCGGACAUUUCGCUAUUCAUCAUCGGUACAUUAUGCAUCGGCUACAUGCGUGAUUUCUUCGGAACGAAUGAUCGAUUGACGCACUCGACCGGCACUUUCUCCCGUGGCCGUGGAGCGCUUCACGCGUGAGCAUUGGAUCCGUCGGCGUACUGCGAGACACCGGUGUACCCCCCCCCGGACAUCUGCCCCAACAUGAUAGCGGCGCAGGCCAAGCUUGUGUACCAGCUCAACAAGUACUACAAUGAGAGGUGUCAAAGUCGCAAAGCGGCCAUCGCCAAGACCAUCAGGGAGGUGUGCAAGGUGGUAUCGGACGUCCUCAAGGAAGUGGAGGUGCAGGAGCCGCGCUUUAUCAGCUCCUUGAGCGAGAUCGACGCGCGCUACGAGGGCAUGGAGGUCAUCUCCCCCAGCGAGUUCGAGGUGGUGCUCUACCUCAACCAGAUGGGGGUUUUCAACUUUGUGGAUGAUGGGUCUCUGCCAGGGUGUGCUGUGCUGAAGCUCAGCGACGGUCGCAAGAGGAGCAUGUCCCUCUGGGUUGAGUUCAUCACGGCAUCCGGGUACCUCUCAGCGCGGAAGAUCAGAUCCAGGUUCCAGACUUUGGUGGCACAAGCCGUGGACAAAUGCAGCUACCGCGACGUGGUGAAGAUGGUGGCUGACACCAGCGAGGUGAAGCUCAGGAUCAGGGAGAGGUAUGUGGUGAAGAUUACGCCAGCUUUCAAAUGCACAGGCAUCUGGCCUAGGAGCGCAGCCCAGUGGCCCAUGCCCCACAUUCCGUGGCCUGGUCCCAACCGAGUGGCAGAGGUCAAAGCUGAAGGCUUCAACUUGCUCUCCAAGGAGUGCUACUCGUUAACAGGCAAACAGAGCUCGGCAGAGAGCGACGCCUGGGUCCUUCAGUUCAGCGAGGCUGAGAACAGGCUCCUUAUGGGGGGUUGCAGGAAGAAGUGCCUCUCGAUCUUGAAGACCUUGAGGGACCGCCACCUAGAACUGCCUGGGCAACCCCUGGACAACUACCAUAUGAAGACCCUGCUCUUGUACGAGUGUGAGAAGCACCCACGGGAGAGCGACUGGGACGAGUCGUGUCUGGGGGACCGCCUGAAUGGGAUCCUCCUCCAGCUCAUCUCCUGCUUGCAGUGCAGAAGGUGUCCUCACUACUUCUUACCCAACUUGGACCUGUUCCAGGGCAAACCUCACUCAGCCCUAGAGGCUGCAGCCAAACAAACAUGGAGACUUGCAAGAGAAAUCCUCACCAAUGCCAAAAGUUUGGACAAAUUAUAGACCAUAUUCAGAAAAUUGAUCAACACACCAACUCUGACCAGUACAAGAGCACUGAUCAAUACAAGAACUUUUCUGGGACUUGUGUGAAGAUGCAGAAAAGGGGACAUUGGGACAAAGGUACAUUUUCAAAUAAUGUAUUCCUCAGUUACUUUGACUAUUUCAACAAAUUGAAGAACGGUAUGUAAAAAUAUGCACAGAUUUUUGCUGUAAAGAAAA